Messenger RNA from Perognathus longimembris pacificus (Pacific pocket mouse), 1833 nucleotides. It is a transcript of the gene Cdkn1b, whose product is annotated as cyclin dependent kinase inhibitor 1B. The transcript is spliced from 3 exons. Bases 40 to 555 code for a protein of 171 amino acids. Gene Ontology annotation, molecular function: cyclin-dependent protein serine/threonine kinase inhibitor activity; protein-folding chaperone binding. The record is from RefSeq and is a predicted model, not a curated record. NCBI's taxonomy places the organism in Eukaryota, Metazoa, Chordata, Mammalia, Rodentia, Heteromyidae. Gene Ontology annotation, cellular component: nucleus; cytoplasm. Gene Ontology annotation, biological process: G1/S transition of mitotic cell cycle; regulation of cell cycle; negative regulation of cell population proliferation.
CCCCUCUCCGGGGCCCCCCGCGCCCCGCAGCCGGCGGCGAUGUCGGACGUGCGGGUGUCCGGCGGCGGGAGCCCCCUCCUGGAGCGCGCGGACGCCCGGACGCCCGGGGCGCCCAAGCCGUCGGCCUGCAGGAACCUGUUCGGCCCCGUGGACCACGAGGAGCUGCGCCGCGACCUGGAGCGGCACCGCCGGGAGCUGGAGGAGGCCGGCCGCCGCCGCUGGAACUUCGACUUCCAGAACCACCGGCCGCUCGACGGCCGCUUCGAGUGGCAGGCGGUGGAGCGCGGCGGCCUGCCCGAGUUCUACCACCGCCCGCCCCGCGCGCCCCGCGCCCCGCGCCCCGCGCCCGCCGGCCCCGACGACGCCGGGGACCCCGCGGGGCCCGACCCGCCCGAGCCGGGCGCCGCGGCCCGGAAGCGGCCGGCCGGGGAAGGUUCCUCGGCCCAGAACAAAAGAGUCAACAGAGCCGAAGAGAACGGGGCGGGAGGCGCCCCGGACGCGGGCCCCGUGGAGCAGACCCCACGCAAGCCGCGGCUGCGGGGACAGCAGACGUAGACGGAGAUUCAAGAAUGUUUCCCUGUUUUGAUACAUGGUGGCUUGGUGAAGCCACGAAGAGGCCCCCUGUGAAAGCAUUUUGAGACAAAUCGCUGACUCACAAAUAAGCACUGAACAAGAUGAGAAUGGACACAGUAACACUAGUUGCCGGGCCCCUUCGAGGCCGCCUCUACUAAGUUGAGAGGCUUGGUAGAGGCCCAGCCUCCAGCGUUGGAUGUAGCAUCAUGCAAUUAGGUUUUGCCUUAUUUGCUUCUUUGUCCUACCUGUGUACAUAGUUUUUACUUUUUAUGUAGCAACGUGUAAAACCUGGGAGGUGGGGGGAGGGGGGGAAUGGAGAUCUUGCUUCCAUUUGUAGCAAGGCAAGCAAUUUGGGGAUAGGGUCUGUUUUCUUUAAAGAUUUAAUCAUGUCUCUUUUGUGGUGAGAACCUGAGACUUCAUUUAAAAAAAAAAAUCACCAAGAUUUGAACACUGGUUUAGAGAGUGGCUGUGUAUUUGUACACAAAUCCUGCUCUCUUUGGGACUUGGGAGGGUGCCACUCCUUUGAGUAGCAGCAAAUGGCUUAAAAACAACAAAAAGGUCCACCUUAGUGCACCUUUAAAAUUGGAAGUCACCCCUUAUUAUACAGCAGUUUGGUAAGAAUCCAGGUAAUUUGAGGCUGAAAAUCUGGUUAGUGUGUGGUGUGAGUGAGGGAAUUCUGAAUGUUGACAACUGACCCUUUUUCUAUACAUUUGCCAAAUUUGUUGGGAAAAUUUUAGUUUCCCUUUCACUUGGGUAGGUGUAGACACAAUCCCGAAUCCCCGGGUUUUUUUUUUUUUUUUUUUUUUUUAAGCUCUGUAACUUCACACACACACCACAGAGAAAUAAUCUUUCAUUCCAAGCUUCUUGUUCUGUUUGGUUGUUAGUUAAGGAGGGUAGGGGCACGGCCUCGUUUCCCUCUGUGCCUUCGUGGUUUGUAGACCAUAUCAUUCCCAGAAGACCUGUACAUAACUGUGUAAGACACUGAAAAAUUAUACUAACUUAUUUAUGUUACAAAGAGAGCUCUUAAAAAAAAUUAACCAAUAUACAAGCCAAAGUGGCAAGUUUUGUGCAUUUGUAAAUGCUGUACUGGGUAGACUAGGCCCUCUUCUCUCCCCCCCCACCCCCACUUUUUUUUUGUUAAAUAAUAUGGCUAUGCUUAAAAGAUUGCAUACUGAGCCAAGUAUAAUUUUUUUGUAAUGUGUGAAAAAUGCCAAUUACUGUUACACAUCAAACAAUCAAUAAAGAAAACUUCUGUAGCUA